AUACACGCGUAAAUACGGUAAUUAGAUGUCCUGGAUAUACAUGGUUGCCAGUGGGGCCCCAGCUGCUGUAUAUUAAAUAUCUCAUGUUUCAAGCGUAUUUACUCUGUUAAGCAGUCACAGCAUAUUGGUGUAUUGCCAUUUUGCAUUUUGUAUCUCUGUUUUGUUGCCACAAUUUUCUAAACAUUUUUUUCUUGCGCUUUAGUACACAAUUUAGGCGAGAAUUUGAGAAUUUCUUAACUUGAUCUGAAACUUCCCUCACUCAAAACAUGACCCAGAAUGGUAAAUGUAAUUGGAAGGCAAUCUGAGUCAAUGAUGUUAGUGACGUUAGUGACAAUGCCCUCUGACAGUUUGAUGUUCUGAUGGACCACAGUAUCAAGAACAUCACCCUUCCCAUCAGGAAUGUAAUUUGUAGAACUGUGCAGUAGAGAUGUUGAAGCUAGAACUAGCAAUUCCAAGAACCUCUUGCCCGAUGGGUUUGAAACUUCACUAUUCCAAACUGAGUGCUUUGCAGAUUCUAAAGGGUUCUGACAAUGAGGAUGACAGAAUUACUGGGGGGGUUUGGUCUUUUCCAUCGUCCAGAAUUCUGGAAUUCAGAUUAGCCCUUUCUAAGGUGCCCAGCUGAGUAGGUGUAUUCCUUUCGCACCUGAAGACGAAAAAUUUCCUGUUUCCGAAACGUGUCUAUUACCUAGAAUUCCGGACGAUGGAAAAAGUCCAAAACCCCAGUAUUUCUGUGGGUGCUUUGCAUUCAGGUCAACUACCAGGAUAUGCAUAUUUCUGAAACCCAAUAGCCCACUAAUGUCUGUGCCGGUCCACAGCCGCAAGCAACAUAUCGAUGUUCCCAGUAGGUAUGUGGGCCCAUGUUUCUAGAAAUUGGGGAACAACGUUUACUUAACGCGAGGGUUGCUAUUGUGUAGCGGUAUGCUUAACGCCGCUCAUAGAUGGCAGCAUAAAGCCGUUUCGUGUCAGGCAAUGACGUAGAGUUGCGUUAGGCUGAUUGGUAAUUUCAAUCUGUUGUGUAGUUAGGGGUUAUGGCUGAAUUAUUGUUAGAUUCCGACAUCAGAUUUUGGGUAUUUCUGCCCAUAGUUGUUAUAACAUUUUUAGUUGGGGUAGUGAGGCAUUAUGUGUCGAUUUUGCUCUCGUCCCAGAAGAAAGUGGAGCUACAGCAAGUACAAGACAGUCAAGUUAUAAUCAGGUCUCGCUGUUUGAGGGAGCAUGGGAAGUACAUUCCAAAACAUUCAUUUCUAAUGAGACGUCAGUUCUUCAAUAAUGAAGAAGCGGGUUAUUUUAAGACCCAAAAACGUGCAGCUGUUAAUCAGAACCCGAUGACAGACCCAAGUAUGAUGACAGACAUGUUGAAAGGGAAUGUUACAAAUGUGAUACCCAUGAUUGUCAUUGGAGGAUGGAUAAACUGGAUGUUCUCUGGGUUUGUUACAACAAAAGUCCCAUUUCCACUGACACUGAGGUUCAAGCCAAUGUUGCAGAGAGGAAUUGAGCUUCUUACUCUUGAUGCUGCUUGGGUUUCCUCUGCAUCUUGGUAUUUUCUCAAUGUGUUUGGUUUGCGCAGUAUCUACACCCUUGUCCUUGGUGAAAACAAUGCUGCUGACCAGGCUCGACAUCUUCAGGAUCAGAUGUCUGGAGCAGCAAUGGCAAUGCCUCCGGAUCCGAAAGCUGCUUUCAAGGCAGAAUGGGAAGCUCUUGAAAUCUGUGAACAUCACUGGGCACUGGCCAACAUAGAAAAUGAAAUUUUGGGUUUGGCAGGACCUUCCGCAGAUAGCAUAUAUCACCAGAAUAAAGUCGAUUGAUUGUAUUUCAUAUUUUGUUUCCAGUUUAUUUAUACUCUACUGAUGGUGACAUGCUCAGUUCAAUAGAGAAAGUGAGACAUUGCUUCUUAAAGAGAUGUUGGUUAAUUACUGCCCUGGGUAUGAAUAAUGACUACAGCUUUCCAUUGUAACAUUUGCAGCCAGAGCUUAGUCUCUUGCAGAAUUGUGUAUUCCUUCUUCAAAAUAAGAUAUAGUCACCCAGAAGUUUCAGUUAUAUUUCUGCUGUCACAAAAUGUUCACAUCUUGUUCCGUUCAUAUUUUCAUCAAAACCUUUGAAGCCUGUAUCAUGCCUUAGGUUCAUCAGGGGACUGAAAAUGUAGACGCUGCUUCUUAUAUUUCACUUUCACAUUGUUUGUGUGUAGAUAAUAUAUCAGGCUACGAAUAUAUUUUUGAGUAAAUACUUGUACAUUUGACCACGUCUGUGGUCUACUGGUCAGAAUUCCUGGCUACAGAUCCAGAGGUCCAGGUUCUAUUCCCAGCACUACCAGAUUUUCU
Messenger RNA from Cryptotermes secundus, 2315 nucleotides. RefSeq names its product ER membrane protein complex subunit 3 (gene EMC3). Gene Ontology annotation, biological process: protein folding in endoplasmic reticulum. NCBI's taxonomy places the organism in Eukaryota, Metazoa, Arthropoda, Insecta, Blattodea, Kalotermitidae. Bases 1029 to 1802 code for a protein of 257 amino acids. Gene Ontology annotation, cellular component: membrane; EMC complex. The record is from RefSeq and is a predicted model, not a curated record. The transcript has 4 exons.